Messenger RNA from Lobosporangium transversale, 3402 nucleotides. RefSeq lists its product as hypothetical. The record is from RefSeq and is a predicted model, not a curated record. The coding region runs from base 1 to 3402 and encodes 1133 amino acids. The transcript has 3 exons. Lineage: Eukaryota; Fungi; Mortierellomycota; Mortierellomycetes; Mortierellales; Mortierellaceae.
AUGAACACAGAUUUCGAAUUGUUUGUUCCUUCACAGUCUUUUUCUCGGGGUUCAAAUAAUGAAAUCAGUGGCAACGACGAGCAAUUAAAUAACAACAGCAACAACGAAAAUAUCAUUAGCAACAGUACUUGUGUUGAUCAACUACUACAACAUCCCCACAUUGUAUAUCCGUCCAAUUUACACACUGAGGUUAGCAGCCAUCCUGAACGUACCAUGAGUUUGAGAAAUCCCACUCCUACAAAUUCAACCCUGAUUAAAUCAACAUCAUUAUCAUCAUCGGUUUCCUUCCAACAGAUUCCCGUUGAUGUCAAUAGGAACAAGUAUCACGAGAAUGCAUCUGAUCGAUGUAGUAAGGCCUCAUCGGUCGAGGACAGAUCUUGUUCUGGGACAUGGAGGAUACAUCAAGGCUCCACGUUUCAUCGAAAUGGAUACGACUCUGAACAAGAUGGUGAUAGUUCUAGAAGGGGUAACGCUGACGGCCUACGGAAUAGUCGCUACGGCGGAAACCGUAAUAGCGACAGUAGUUGUAGCAGCAGCAGCAGCAGCAGCAGUAGCGGUACUGAUUGCAGCGAUUCUGAAGCCGAACAAAGGCAUAAAGCCACUGAGCUUGGUAUCCACCAUAACAGACCCGUAUCCAUGAAACGCAGAAAAGUGAGCGAGGAAGAAGAGGAAAGCCAAGAAGAAGAAGAAGAAGAGGAAGAGGAAGAGGAAGAAGAAGAGAGCGAAAACAAUGAAAGCAGUAGCCAAUGUAGAUUACGACGAAAGGCCAGCAACAUCUACUUUUCCUCGAAUUCUCAGAGUCAAUCCCAAUCAUUGGAGCAAUCGCCACCUCCAUUAUCUACAAGGCCAUCCAGUUGGACAGCCCGAAAGCGUAGGAGUAUUUUAACAGAUUCACCAUCAGCAUCUUCCGUACCACAACAACACACGGGCAACAACAUUGACACGUCGUCGCUUAGCUUGCUGUCCGCAACUUCAGCAAUGGUAUCUGAAGGCACUAUCCCUACCUUGGCUCUUGGCAGAGAUAAAUCAAGCAAAUUGCUGUCAUCGUCUUCCUUUCCAACAAUAAGCUUUUCCUCUGACUUUGAUACAUUCACGUUCUGUGCAAAAAUAACAGAUGAACACGAGAAAACAAAAAAGCAUGCUCCUUCGUCCUCCAAUCCAUCACCUUGUCCACACCUACAAUGCCGCUCUUUUAUUUCGGGAGCAUGUCGUAAACGAAGCUUUGAAGACGCUAUCGAGUUGACGCGACCAUUAGGAAAUAGUCGUGGUCUUUCGACAGCAGCAGCAGAAUUACAACUUGGAUGGUUUGGGUCGAUUAAAAGACGCAAGAUCCAUCAUUUCCCCACACGAUGGACAUCAGCUCUUUCACCAUCGCCUUAUGUUAAAUUGAUGGCUAUGCGCGACUUUUGGGACGUCAUGAGAGCUCGUUUGGAUCUAUCGUGGUUAGAUCUGUGGACGAUCACAACCCCGACUUCAAGUAUCGAAUGGCGUAAGAACUGUGUUCAGUCUACCAUAGACGAUAAUGAUGACGUUGAUACAUCAGAGAAAAUUAAGAGUAACAAGGUCAUUACAAAGAAGUUUGGCAUGUCGCCCACGAGCAAUGAGGCUCCUAAAGGAGGAUUUGAUAAGGAUAGUGUAAACUCAACUGAGUUUUGCGAGACAGUGGACAUGGAAACAGCUGCCACUGAUGUAUUGAACGAAGAAGCAGACAAUGAUGCCGAUGAUGUCGAAGGCUAUAAGGAUAAAGAAGAGAAAGAAGGCGCUUUCGAUAGCAAUAACGAUAACGAUAACGAUAAAGAUGGGGAAAAGAUCCUUAACUCAAGGAUAGCGAAGUUAAGGCAGUCGCAUCAUACGAUGGAUACGAAGCAAACGCGUCACAAGACGGUGAUUCAACACCCAAGCCCCAGUCAACUUUUAAAGGGACUUUGGGAGGAAGAAGAGAGAAACCGUCGCCAACUACAGAUGAUCCCAGAAUUUGUCCACAAGCCGCAGAGAAGCAAGGUCCUGAACAGAAAACCUAUUCUCAAGAAGAAUAUCAUAAUCAGCCAGGGAACAACCGACAAUGCGGCAUGGAUCAGACCAAAAGUAGUUCAGGAAGCGCCACCUUCGUCAUCAACAACAUUGGAGCCAUCGUCCUCAGUCUCUUCAGAGAACACCGACCAGACAAUGACUGGAUCCGAGUCGCAGACCGAGGUUGACAAUGCCGUUACUGGUUCGAGUUCGGGAUCAUCUUCUUCCUCUCCUUCUUCAGCUGCAAAUAACAGUCAAUAUUCAGAUCAGGAGAUAAUGCUGAGAAAGAAACAUGGUGUUGCUGUUGCUGCUCGUUCCAAUGCACUCUCUGAAGGGUACGAUCUGAACGAAUACAAGCCAUGGAGAGACGGUACGGUAGAGCCCGAUCGAGGUGACAUUGGUCAGCUUUGUCGGAUGCGCAGGACAGUGAUGGAACCAUGGCCUCUAGAAGAGUCAAGAGCCAAGGUUGAAUGUGCUCGGAUGCUGCAUCGAAUGCGCGAGCAACUGAAUGUGGUCAUCAACCUUCAAAUUCACCUGCGCUCCAUGAUAAAGACAACCCCCUCACACAUGUCGUUCUUGCUGUCGAUCCGCCAUCCGGGUCAGGUCUCUGUCGAGCUCUUAAACGCACUCUACGGACCGCAGUUCUUGCAGACGAGUGCUUUUCGAGCCAUUGAGCAGCUCUUGUGGGGAAAGAAUCCGUCUCCACAAAUCGAGUAUCAGGAGCGGUACCACCAGCAUCAGCAUGAACAGCAAUAUCAAAAGCGUUCAGAGGAAUCUUCUAGUUCUGAGCAGCAUGAUCAUCCACCUUCAUAUGAGUAUACUCACUCACAGACGCCAGAGUACCGCUACCGUGAUCAAGACCAAGAAUCAUACGAUGAAAGUAAUGCUAUGGAAGAUCACAGUGAUGUCUAUGAUUACCACCACCGACCCCAAGGAUACUCUCGCCGCCAAAACUGUCACCAUGAUCAAGAUCGUGAUCAACGUCAGCAUCAUCACUAUGGUCAUGGUGAUCCGACUAUAGACAAGGAUAUAGAGUGUGAGUUUGAAGAAGAGUUUGAUGAACAAUCAUAUCAAGAUCCGAUGCUUAUGGAGAUUGGACGAAUCUCUUCUAUGACUGAAGCCAAGGGUCAUCAAAAUAACGAUCAUCCUUACGAGCGGGACCAAGAUCAGGACCAGCAUAGGGACAAAGACAUUGGUACUAGCAUGGUAGAUGGUGGGGCUCGAAAUGGACACCUACUCUACGCACAAUUACAACAACAAACUGAGGUUAUACACGAAGAAACCGAAUCGAGUUCAAAGACCGAAAGCGAAAUUGAGACACUUGGUGUAGCUCCAUCCAAGAGACGUGACAGCGGUAUGGUGAUUGAUCUGGAUCAGGAUCUUGCAUUCUAA